This is a messenger RNA of Diaporthe amygdali, 2184 nucleotides long. RefSeq lists its product as uncharacterized. The coding region runs from base 1 to 2184 and encodes 727 amino acids. The transcript has a single exon. Gene Ontology annotation, cellular component: transcription factor TFIIIB complex. Gene Ontology annotation, molecular function: TFIIIC-class transcription factor complex binding. NCBI's taxonomy places the organism in Eukaryota, Fungi, Ascomycota, Sordariomycetes, Diaporthales, Diaporthaceae. Gene Ontology annotation, biological process: RNA polymerase III preinitiation complex assembly. The record is from RefSeq and is a predicted model, not a curated record.
AUGAGUUCGAUGCUGAAGAAAGGCGCGGGUGCCUUCAAGCCCAAGGCACCGAUCGCGAGGAGACGACCUGCCCCUGCCACGACCGCACCGGCCGUAAAUGCUGUUGCUGCUACGGACACACCGACGGGAACGUCACCUGCUCAGGAAACUGGUCCUGAUGCCCUUCGCGACGCUGCCAGUUCACCUACUAUCGUCGAGUCAAGACUUGAGCCGCCGAGCCAACCCACUUUGUCGAACACAUUGUCCGAGAUACCCUCACCAUCUAGCGAGCCGCCUGCUAGUACGACGCGCACCCGAAGAACUAGGAGCCCUGAAGCCAGACGCGACGCAGCCGCGACGAAGGGUCCUCUUGUAGCCGAGGCCCGGGCUUCUGCUAUCCCCACCACCGGCGACAAUACGCACCCCGCUGCCAGCGACACGUCCCAUCCGGAGCCUUUGACUCGGCCGGGCACGAUCUCUUCGGCCACCCCCAGACAGCCGGAUGACGACACUGCUCCUACACAAGAGUCGGUGGAAGCCUCAAGGCCCACUACUGCGCAAGGAGACACAGCGACGGCGACGAAGCCCAAGACCACCCCCCGCAAAGGAGGCCCUUCCGCGCUCAAGCCAGCUCGAUCCACACCCGCAAAGAAGGCCAAAUCUGCCGCCGAGCUCACCGUGCCAUCUCCUGUACCCACUCCAGACGUCGGUUUGACACCAUCUGCAAGCACAUCGGCGGCACCAUCCGUUGACAACGGCGAAGGGUCCUCGACGACCUCCACGGCCAAGACCAGAAAACCAGCGGCAAGGCAAUCUAGGAAACGAAAAGCAACUGCUGCAACAGCAGAGAGCGAGGCAGAUACUGGCACAGAGACCGUGGGUCCGCCCAAAAAGAAGAGAGCGCCACGGAAAAAGAAAGCUGUUACAAAUGGCGAGGAAAGUGCAACCCAAGCGAGCGAUGCCGAGAACGGCGAAGCUGUGGCACCCAAGAAGAGGGCGCCAAGGAAAAAGAAGAUAGCAGGCCCGGUUGGCAACGCUGAGGAUGGGGAUGGAGAAAAUGGACCGACUCCUACCGAGACUGAAGGAGAAGAGACGGAGAGGACCAAAAAGGCCCGACGGCAGCGAUCCGUGACGCCCGAGGAUGCUGAGCAGCAAAAGGUCGACCAUGAGCAGAUGGUCAUGAGCGAGCUGACCAGAGACCUGAGGAUAGGCGCCAAGUUCAGCAAGUACGACGAGCUGCGCGAGAGGAUCCGGAAGAAGCGCGCCCACCAGCGGCUCAUCAAGCUGGGCAAGCUACCGCCAGGCGAGGAGAUGCCGGACGAGACCACAUCAGAGUCUGGGACGCCAGCUUCCGACAGCGCCAAGAAGCCCGCGCCGGCGCUGCCACGGCUGAUAGUAGAGGAGGCGCCCGGUGACUCGGUCCCACAGCUCGAAAUAGUGGAUGGGCACAUCCGGAUCAACGAGGCUUCUAUGCAGUAUGAUAGGCACGCGGCCGCAGACCAGGCGCGUGGCGUGGUGCUCGAGCAGGAGGAAGACGACUUCACAACACCAGUGACGCAGCGGACGUACAUGAGGCGGCAGCCGCAAGGCAACUUCUGGACGGACGCCGAGACGAUCAAGUUCUACCACGGGCUGCGCAUGUUCGGCACGGACUUCAACAUGAUCUCCAAGAUGUUCGGCGGCGCCAAGAACCGCCGGCAAGUCAAGCUCAAGUUCAACCGCGAGGAGAGGGCCAACCCCGUCGCCGUCAACAGGUGCAUCAUCGGAGAGAAGGACGUCCCGAUGGACCUUGAGGCCGUCGAUGGCGCCGACGCGCUUGAGGACUCCAAGGCCAUCACCGACGAGCUGGCCCGCCUCAAGGCGGAGCAGGAGGCCGAGACGCGGAGGCAGGAGGAGGAGGAGGCCGCCUCGAACCGCAGGAAGAAGGACGAGCUCUUCGGCAGGAAGAAGGGCGACAAGGCCUCCCGCGGACUCGACGAGCAGCAGCAGCACAUCGACAACGUCGGCAACGACCCUUUCGGCGGUGCGAACAACCCCGCGGGCGGUGCGGACCUGCACGCUGGCGCCCAGUACGGGGUCGGCACCGACCCAGACGUCAUCGACGAGACGGACCUGCCCUCUGCCGCGCCCACUCGGGGCAGGACGCGCGGAGCGGGCAGAGGCCGCAAGGCGACGCAGGUGUUUGCGGGCGGCAUCGGUGGCUGA